Molecule: messenger RNA, 447 nt
Organism: Symbiodinium natans
Lineage: Eukaryota; Dinophyceae; Suessiales; Symbiodiniaceae
Source: the annotation of a GenBank genome assembly
AUGUUGGAAGAUACCGAGCGGAUAGCCGCCCUUGAGAAGGAGGUUGGAGAACUCCGGCAGAAGCUCGCAGAGGUGGAGCGGCUCGCCAAGAGGAAAGGGUUCAUGGCCGUCAUGAUGGAGUACGGCGCCCCAUUUGCCCUUUGGUACGCCUUCUGCUGGUCUGGGAGCCUUGUGUCGCUGUACUUCUUGCUCGAGUACGAGGUCGUAUCAUGGCAAGAGUCCCUGAAGCCCUUCUUCCAGGGCCUCGGCCUGGAUGCCUACACGGACCGCAUCGACGCCAGCACGGGGAACAUGGUCAUCGCCUUCAUGGUGAACGAACUGCUGGAGGCGGUGCGCUUUCCGCUGGUCCUGGCCACCUCAGCGCCCAUCAUCCGAUGGUCCGCCCGCUUCCGGAAAUCUCCGACCGCUGCGAGUGCAGCUGCGGGUGCCGGUCGGGCAGCGCCCUAG